Molecule: messenger RNA, 785 nt
Organism: Paramecium pentaurelia
Lineage: Eukaryota; Ciliophora; Oligohymenophorea; Peniculida; Parameciidae
Source: the annotation of a GenBank genome assembly
AUGAAAGUAGAUAUCCAGAUACAUUCGGUAGACUGUUCUGAAUUCAUAUGUGCAAUUUGUUUUUAGGUUUUCAAUAAACCAAUUAAAACAUAAUGUGGGUAUAAGACUAUUUUUAAUAUAGACAUAAUUUUUGUGGUAAAUGCAUCUCUAAUUGGAUGAAAAUAAAAAAGCAAUGUCCUUGUUGUAGAAAAGUAUAUACUAACUACAACUUUUAUAAAAGAGAUGAUAUUAUGUCAUAAAAAGUAGACUAGUUAGAGGCCACAUGUUUAAGAUGCAAUAAAUGGAGUGGCCAAUUAAUAGAUUUAAAAAAUCAUCGUUUAUACGAUUGUAUAUCAAUAUCACCUAAAGUUGAAUCAAAUGAAGCCUUAAUUAUUUAAGAUAAACCUGAAGACCUCAUUUUAACUAUUAUGAAUGAAAUUCUUUUAAUUAAACAGUAAUAGAAUUAUAAUUAACUUUUGGAAUUCGAAAAUCAAUUUUUAGAAGAAUAGUAAAUACAUACUAAUGAAUCAAAAUUAAGAAAGAAAAGAAAAAUAGAAAUUAAUAAUAAUCAAAUCUAAAAAGAAGAUGAUGAUGAUGUUUAAGCAUUAGAUGAAGAAGAAAUUAAUAUUUUAAAAAGUUCAUAAAAAUAUAAAACAAAACAAUUAAAUAAAAGGUAUUAAUUGCAAAAUAAAUUUCUUAAAGAGAUAAUGGAAAAUUAAUAUAGAAUUGAAACUAAAUAAUUUUUUUUCUCACUUAUACUUAACAGGAAUAUUUUAACCUUUAACCACUUAAAUUGGUAGUUUUGA